This is a messenger RNA of Lolium perenne, 2172 nucleotides long. RefSeq names its product aspartic proteinase oryzasin-1-like. Gene Ontology annotation, molecular function: aspartic-type endopeptidase activity. Gene Ontology annotation, biological process: lipid metabolic process; proteolysis. NCBI's taxonomy places the organism in Eukaryota, Viridiplantae, Streptophyta, Magnoliopsida, Poales, Poaceae. The record is from RefSeq and is a predicted model, not a curated record.
GCAGUCAUGGGAACCGGCCGCAUCGCGCUCCAAUACCUACUCAUCCUUUUCUCCAUGCUCCUCCUCGGCACGACCGCGGAGGGCUUGGUCCGCGUCGCGCUGAUGAAGCUACCGGUCGGCCAGAACCACCUCAUCGCUCGAGAGGAUGCUCGGAGCUUCCUCUCGCAGCACCAUGGCCUCGUCCUUAACAAGGAGCCGCAGCCACCGCCAAAGAGCGAUAUCGUAACACUGAAGAACUACCUGAACGCUCAGUACUACGGCGAGGUCGGCAUCGGAACACCACCCCAGAACUUCACCGUCAUCUUCGACACAGGCAGCUCCAACCUCUGGGUGCCCUCCUCCGAGUGCUACUCUUCGACUGCAUGCCACUUGCACAAGAGUUACACAGCCAGCCGGUCGAGCACAUACACGAAGAAAGGAAAAAGGGUAUCAAUUCACUACAGAACUGGCACAAUUGCUGGUUAUGUUAGCCAAGACAAUGUGCAAGUUGGUGGUCUAGUUGUGAAAAAUCAGGAUUUUAUUGAAGCUUCGUUGGAACAGAGUAUUACUUUCAUGCUUGAAAAAAUCGAUGGCAUCGUUGGUCUUGGGUUUAAAGAAAUGUCAUCCGGGGGUGCCGAACCUAUUUGGUAUAACAUGGUUAGCCAAGGUCUGGUUGGUAGCCCUGUUUUCUCAUUCUGGUUGAACCGACAUGCUGGUAAAGUGAAGGGAGGAGAAAUAGUUAUUGGAGGAGUUGAUCCUAAUCAUUAUAAGGGAAGACAUACGUAUGUCCCUGUUACUAAGAAGGGAUACUGGCAGUUUGACAUGGGCGACGUUUUGAUUGGAGGAAACUCCACAGGAUUAUGUAAAUCUGGUUGUGCUGCAAUAGUAGACUCGGGAACUUCAUUUCUUACUGGCCCCACGGAGAUAAUUACUGAAAUAAAUUGGAGACUUCCUAUACCUAGGAGAGUGAGCAAAGCGUGCAAGAACGUUGUUUCAAAGUUUGGGCGGAAGAUCGUGCAUUUGGUGCUAAAGCGGAUAUUGCCAAGAACGAUAUGUGGCAUGCUUCGUUUAUGUUUCCUUGCUGAACCUCAUGGUGUAAGUGACGACAACGCUGGUAUUCAAAGGGUAGAAGAUGAAGUUGGGACAAAUGGUUUUAUUGUGUGCAAAGCUUGUGAGUUGAUUGUUGAAUGGGUGGUGUCGCAAGUUGCAGAUAAUCAGACUGAGGAUUCUAUAGUGCAUACCAUUUACGAGAUGUGUGACGGAAUUCCCAUCCCUACGGGAGAAUCAUCCGUGGACUGUGGAGAACUUAAAUCCAUGCCUGACGUCGCCUUCACCAUCGGGGCCAAACAGUUUGUGCUCAAACCCGAACAAUACAUAGUGAAGAUUGAUGAGGGUGAUGCUACGAAGUGCACCAGUGGAUUCUCAGCUAUGGACGCUCCUCCUACCGGUGGCCCUCUCUGGAUCUUGGGUGAUAUAUUCAUGGAAGCCUACCACACGGUUUUUGACUAUGGAAAUAUGAAGAUUGGGUUCGCCGAGGUGGCAUAGGCGGUGAUCAUGAGCUCUUCCGGCCGAUUUCAUGUCCGAUCGGCAAAGAAAAAAGAAUGAAUGUGCAUAUUUGCGUGUUGCUAAUAAUGCUCGUGUGAUCCAAGAUAAUAAACAUGUACGUUAUAAUAUGUCUAAGGCACUGAUGCAAUGCAAGCAGAUUUUCAUCAUAAACUUUGCCACGGGAUGGCUAUCUCGUGGUUUCCUACAAUAACACUCGGGAAGGGGAAAACAUGUCCUCUUCAAGUUAAGAUACCAAGGAGGAUGACAAAUAUUUCUCCUUCUUUUGCUGAUGAACAAUCCCGAAUCAUCUCGAGGAAAGCUUAACUCACGCAUGGAUACACUCUUACUCCGUGAUGAUGAUCUCUUUAAGGAAUUGGCUAGUUGCCACCGUUGCCGAUCGCCCCCCGCGCCAUCGCCUUGCCAAGCAGCUUGAGCUUCCGGCUCUGCGACGCGAUGGCGGCUCCGCGAAGAUGGCCUCGUAGCCAUCCAUGCCGUACGUCGGCCAUGAGCUGCCAGAAGAACCCCGCCCACAGCCAGCCCGCACGUGCACAUCCACGCUGACUAGUAGAUCUUGGCGUACACCGUGCCGAACUGGACGUCCCGCUGCACGGGCUGCUGUAGCCGGCCGGGACCGGGAGUCCCUCUGCG